Messenger RNA from Asparagus officinalis (garden asparagus), 1038 nucleotides. Its product is annotated as CRS2-associated factor 2, chloroplastic-like. Gene Ontology annotation, molecular function: RNA binding. Lineage: Eukaryota; Viridiplantae; Streptophyta; Magnoliopsida; Asparagales; Asparagaceae. Bases 1 to 1038 code for a protein of 345 amino acids. Gene Ontology annotation, biological process: Group II intron splicing. The record is from RefSeq and is a predicted model, not a curated record. The transcript has 6 exons.
AUGACCGUAGAUCUAUGUAGGGAUGGGCUAACUCAUAACAUGCUAGAGAUGAUUCAUGCGCAUUGGAAGCGCCAGGAAGUUUGUAAGGUUCGAUGUAGAGGUGUUCCAACUGUUGAUAUGGACAAUGUCUGCUACCAUCUCGAGGAGAAAACUGGAGGAAAGAUCAUACAUCGAAUUGGCGGUGUUGUUUUUCUAUUUCGUGGCAGAAACUAUAACCCUCGCACUAGACCUCGUUAUCCUAUAAUGCUCUGGAAACCAGCUGCUCCAGUGUAUCCAAAACUUAUUCAGGAUGCUCCUGAAGGACUAACAAAAGAAGAUGCAGAUGAGUUCAGAAGAAAAGGGCAAAAGCUAUUGCCAAUUUCAAAAAAUGGAAUAUACCUGAAUCUUGUUAAAGAUGUAAGAGAUGCCUUUGAAGGAAGCCCUUUGGUAAAAAUCAACUGCCAAGGGAUGCAUGCAAGUGAUUACAAAAAGAUAGGUGCAAAACUGAAGGAACUAGUCCCCUGUGUGCUAUUAUCUUUUGAUGAGGAGCAGAUCUUGAUGUGGAGAGGCCAUGGUUGGCAACCAAGGUAUCGGGCACCCACUCCUUCCAUUUCAAAGGUUGACAAGAACGACACUAGUGCUUUGUCUGAUGCCGAAGGCUCAUCAAGUGGCAUUGGUGAUGAGAGCACAACCGAACUAGAAGCAAGUAAACCAAAGAUGUUUUUACUAUGGAAACAAGCAAUCGACUCACACAAGGCCCUACUUAUAGACGAGAAUGCUGAACUCACUCCAGAUUCACUUCUUGAAAGGGUGGAGGAAUUUCAAGGUAUGUCGCAGGCAGCUGAACAUUCAUACCCUGCCUUAAUUUUGCGCGGGGGUGAAGACACCAAUAAUACAGUCAAGUCUAACGACAAUGACGAGGUUGAUGACACUGACGAAACUAGUGAAGAUAACGAAGAUCGAGAGAUCGAUCUAAAUGAUUCGUUUGAGGAGGUGGAUCCUUGGGCACCUCAUGGUUCAUUACCAGUUGAUGUGAUAGCGGAGAGAGGCCAAGUGUAG